CUCCCCGCGGCUGGCCAAGCCACAUCAAGCGAAUCGGGGAUGGAGAAACCAACCGAGGCGACGGCGGCGCGCCGUGACGAGAAAACACGUGACUCUCACUCGCAUGGGGAGAAGAAACGCAGUCGAGAGGACGAAAAGAAACUUAACGAUAUGGAGCGACGUAAGAUUCAAAAGUACAAGGAGGACAAGCUCAAGGAACGCAAGGACCACACACGCCGCGUGCUUGAACAACAGGCACAAGAGAAGCGCCGCGAUCUCUUGGGACGACAGUCCGAGUUCAUUGGGACUUUGGAGUUCCGCAACCAGCUGCCAGAUUUGCCAUUCGAUGCCAAGUUUAUCCAGUAUGCCCACGACCCUGAUCGGUUUGUCAAGUACAAGCCGUCACUCGUCGAGCGCGAUUACGUCCAUGAGUUUUACGUUGAGCCGAACCUGGGCCUGCCAAUUGACCUUAUCGAUCCUGAGAAGUUCGAAGUGCCCGACGUGUCGGAGCGCGCCAUGACCAACGUCGACAUCGAGCUGCUCAACAUGCCGGAAGUCAUCAGCGGGUCGUCCGCGGCCAAGGCCAAGAUCCGGCCGCACGUACCGUGGUUGCGACGCUCGGAAUUCAUGGGGACCGAUCUCAGUGAGGCCGUGCAUCAGUUUAAAAACGAGAGCGAGUUGCAAGUCGAAAUCCGCGACAAGAACCAGGCAAUGUUGUCCGUCAUCAUGCAAAAGGAUCUCGAACAGCGUGCGAACGAGUCGUUCGACCUGUGUCCGCCCGCCAACAAGAUUGUGCACCCGCUCAAGGCGGACCUCAAACCUGUCCAAGUGUGGGACGUCUUUCCCGACGAAAUUUUAUCGAGCAAUAUUUAUUCCAUUUUGUCGUACGAUAUCUUGCCGUCGUCCGAAACCAAGCACGACCCAGCGAUCUUUGACCGCGAGUCGCACGCGCUGCUCCGCAAUGUCGUGACAGUAUCCCAGCCGAACGCGAGCGACGUGCUUCUUGGUUCGAUCUUGUUCCCGUCCAACGGGAACAAAGCACUGGAGGAAUCGAAAACCAACGACUCGGGCGACGACGGGGCGGGCGAAAAGUUUAAAUUCUUUCGCGAUUACGUCCUCAGCAUCAAUCAUUUUCCGAGUGACGUGCAGCAGUUGAUGCUGAUGAUCAACCCCGACUCGUCCACGGCUACGUACGCAAGCCUUAGCACCAACAUUGCGCUCAAGAAGACAAAGAUUGGGGGAGAUGCCAAGCGCCGACGGGGGGCGGUUGUUCACCGUCGUCCGUACAACGAAGCCGAAGAAGAAAAGCGCACAGAGAGCUUGCUCACCGUUGGUGGCAUUUACGACGAACGGUUGAAUGGGAUGGUGGGCCACGGUGGAAGCCUGGUAAAGAACGCAGGCGACGAUAUCGGGAGCCCCGAUGUGAGCGACGAAGACAGCGAGUAAGCCAACUAGACAAGGAUCGUCCUGUGUGCAUGACGAAUCCACCAACACAUGAGGGCGACGCUCGUGAGCUCCGUGGCACCAGUUCCUUCGACCAACAUACUGGCAUACAGCGACACGGUCAGAGCCACUGCGUUGUUCGUGUAAACGGUGCUCAAAACAAGUUGAUGUCGUCGACGUCAGUGGUUUUCAACUCUUAAGAGUACUGUCGAUGUUGGCCAAAA
Aphanomyces invadans is the source of this 1646-nucleotide messenger RNA. RefSeq lists its product as hypothetical. Gene Ontology annotation, molecular function: chromatin binding; RNA polymerase II complex binding. Gene Ontology annotation, cellular component: Cdc73/Paf1 complex. The record is from RefSeq and is a predicted model, not a curated record. The coding region runs from base 40 to 1425 and encodes 461 amino acids. NCBI's taxonomy places the organism in Eukaryota, Oomycota, Saprolegniomycetes, Saprolegniales, Verrucalvaceae. The transcript has 7 exons. Gene Ontology annotation, biological process: transcription elongation by RNA polymerase II.